This is a messenger RNA of Haliaeetus leucocephalus (bald eagle), 3241 nucleotides long. It is a transcript of the gene ATP13A5, whose product is annotated as ATPase type 13A5. Gene Ontology annotation, biological process: polyamine transmembrane transport; intracellular calcium ion homeostasis. Lineage: Eukaryota; Metazoa; Chordata; Aves; Accipitriformes; Accipitridae. The record is from RefSeq and is a predicted model, not a curated record. Bases 164 to 3241 code for a protein of 1025 amino acids. Gene Ontology annotation, molecular function: ATP binding; ATPase-coupled monoatomic cation transmembrane transporter activity; ATP hydrolysis activity. The transcript has 26 exons. Gene Ontology annotation, cellular component: late endosome membrane.
GGAGUCUAAUAAGAAGCCUGUGCGCUGUGAGACUUUCAAAGGCAGCAGACAGGACCAUGCUGAGAGUAGCUUUAACACUGGCCUGAGUUCAAGUCAGUAACUGUGCUCAACAUUGCUUGACCCCACCAAAAAGAACAUCCAGGACUGAAAACAACGUGGUCAGAUGGAGGAAAAGUUUUGGAAGGAUCAUUGUGUGCUUCUCAACAAGGAUGAAGAAAAUGAGCUGGAGAUUUUUGGCUACAAAACUCAAGGCUGCCGAAAGGCCUUGUGCAUUGCUGGAUACAUCUUGUCCUGUGGGGCUCUGCUGCUGCUCUUCUACUGGAAGCCAGAGUGGGAUGUGUGGGCAAACUGCACCCGCUGCAGCUUGGAAGAAGCGGACAUUGUUCUGCUCAGAACAACAAUCAGAUGUAUCCAGGUGCAGAAAAUCCGUUAUAUUUGGGACUUUUCUGUAAAAGAAUUCAAGAAAGUUGGAUCAUUAGAAGACAGCAACACAUGUCACAGCAUACACCACAAGUUUGGAGCUGGCCUCACAAGGGAAGAACAGAAGAUCAGGCAGCUGGUGUGUGGGCCUAAUGCCAUCGAAGUUGAAAUUCGUCCUAUUUGGAAGUUACUUUUUAAAGAGAUUUUAAACCCCUUCUACGUGUUCCAAGCCUUCACCCUCACGCUGUGGCUGAGCCAAGGCUACACUGAGUAUUCAGUGGCCAUCAUAAUCCUGUCGAUCAUUUCUGUUGGCUUAACCGUGUAUGACCUCAGACAGCAGUCUACCAAGCUGCAUGACCUCGUUGAGGAGCAUAACAAAGUCCAGGUUACAGUCUGCACGAAGAGCGAAGGUUGUGAAGAGCUGGAGUCUUGUUACUUAGUCCCUGGAGACAUGCUUCUUUUAGAUGGAAAAAAGCUCUCUCUCCCAUGUGAUGCUGUCCUGAUUGAUGGAAGCUGCAUUGUGAAUGAAGGGAUGCUCACAGGUGAAAGCAUUCCAGUUACUAAAACCCCCUUGCCCCUCGUGGAGAGUCCGAUGCCCUGGAAAACCCACAGCAUGGAAGACUAUAGGAGACACGUCCUCUUUUGUGGGACAGAAGUCAUACAGGUGAAGCCGACGGGUAGAGGGCCAGCGAGAGCCGUCGUGCUGCAAACUGGGUUCAAUACAGCUAAAGGUGACCUGGUGAGAUCCAUCCUCUACCCCAAGCCGGUGAACUUCAAACUCUACAGAGAUGCCUUCAAGUUCAUUGUAGGCCUCUCCGUCAUUGGCAUGUUUGGGCUCAUCUACACCGUGUGUGUGUUCGUGUCCCACAAGAAGCCGGUGGCAGAUGUGGUGGCUAUGGCCCUCCUCCUCCUCACCGUGGCUGUGCCUCCCGCUAUCCCUGCUGCCUUGACAACAGGCACUGUUUAUGCCCAAAGGAGGCUGAAGAAAAAGAAGAUUUUCUGCAUCAGCCCACAGAGGAUUAAUAUCUGCGGGCAGAUCAACCUUGUUUGCUUUGACAAAACGGGCACGCUGACAGAAGACGGACUGGACCUGUGGGGUGUCAUCCCUUCUGAGGGAAGCCGGUUUCAGAAAAUCCAUAAGUUCCCAUCCAGCACUCCUCUGCCCUGGGGACCUGUGUGCGGAGCCAUGGCGAGCUGUCAUUCACUGGUUGUGUUGGAUAAGAAGAUUCAAGGAGAUCCACUGGACUUGAAAAUGUUCGACGGCACACACUGGGAGGUAGAAGACUCCAGCACAGCUCAGGAUGGGGCUGGUGCCCUUGACACCUGCAUCGUUAGACCGGGGCCGAAGGCCAGCGAUGCUCCUGUGGAAGGAAUAGCAAUCUUACAUCAAUUCCCAUUUUCUUCUGGGCUGCAGAGGAUGUCUGUUGUUUCACAGAAGAUCGGCGAGGAACAGUACGACCUGUACAUGAAAGGAGCACCAGAAAUAGUGUCCAGCUUUUGUAGACAAGAUACUGUCCCAGCUGAUUUCUUAAAGGAGCUUAAGACGUACACAAGCCAAGGCUUCAGAGUCAUUGCCCUGGCCCAUAAAGUGCUAAACCUAGGAAAGGAUGUAGAUGUGAGCAACCUAAACAGAGAGGAAGCAGAGUCUGGGCUGGAGUUCCUGGGCCUCCUGGUGAUGGAGAACCGCCUGAAGCAGGAGACGAAGCCUGUGUUGCGGGAGCUGGCUGCCGCCCACAUCAGGAAUGUCAUGGUCACAGGGGACAACUUGCAGACAGCUGUCACGGUGGCCAGGAAUGCGGGUAUGAUUCACACGGGCAGCAAAGUCAUCCUCAUCGAAGCAAACGAACCGGAGGGCUCCGCUCCAGCUUCCAUUGCCUGGCAAUUGGCAGAAGACCGCAAAGAAAACACAGCUGUUCUCUCUGAGGUAUGUGCUAACACUGAGGAAAAGAUCACCUUGGAAGGAGAAACCUGCAACUACCAUUUUGCAAUGAAUGGAAAGUCCUAUCAGGUUAUUAUAAAGCACUUCUACAGCUUGCUGCCAAAAAUACUGGUGAACGCGACUGUCUUUGCUAGGAUGUCUCCUGGCCAGAAAUCCAGCCUUAUUGAAGAGUUUCAGAAACUCGAUUACUACGUGGGUAUGUGUGGUGAUGGUGCCAAUGACUGCGGGGCUUUGAAAAUGGCCCACGCAGGGAUAUCACUGUCAGAGCAGGAGGCAUCCGUGGCCUCGCCUUUCACCUCCCAAAUCCCCAACAUCCAGUGUGUGCCGGAGCUGAUCAGGGAAGGUCGAGCUGCUUUGGUUGCUUCCUUCGCUGUGGUUAAAUACCUGACCCUUUAUGGCCUGAUUCAGUUUGUUGGUACCGCUCUACUCUUUUGGCAACUGCAAAUCUUUGGGAUUCACCAGUAUUUGAUACAAGACGUCAUCAUUACCCUUCUGGUUUGCCUAACAAUGAGUUUGACUGAAGCCUAUCCAAAGCUGGCACCUUAUCGCCCUCCCGGCCAGCUCACCUCUCCUCCUCUGCUGCUCUCCAUCACCCUCAACGUCUGCUUUACCAUAAUCAUGCAAACCUGUGGCUUCCUUCUGGUGAAGCAGCAGCCCUGGUAUGUAGUGCUAGCCGGCCAGAGAUAUGGCUCUCCAGGGAACCAGACCGUGUCCCCCACCAGCCCAGGGGAAAACAGUACCAGCAGUGGUGCCCAGAGCACUGUCCUCAGUUAUGAAGACACUACGCUGUGGCCACUGUCUUCUAUCAACUGCAUCAUUGUGGCCUUCGUCUUUUCCAAGGGAAAGCCUUUCCGGAAGCCCAUCUACACCAACUGUGAGUAG